Messenger RNA from Pediculus humanus corporis (human body louse), 1068 nucleotides. Its product is annotated as DrosGluCl, putative. The transcript is spliced from 9 exons. Gene Ontology annotation, molecular function: transmembrane signaling receptor activity; acetylcholine-gated monoatomic cation-selective channel activity. Gene Ontology annotation, biological process: monoatomic ion transmembrane transport; signal transduction; regulation of membrane potential. The record is from RefSeq and is a predicted model, not a curated record. Lineage: Eukaryota; Metazoa; Arthropoda; Insecta; Psocodea; Pediculidae. Bases 1 to 1068 code for a protein of 355 amino acids. Gene Ontology annotation, cellular component: neuron projection; synapse; postsynaptic membrane.
AUGAAAAAAAUUAUCACACCUCAUUUUAACCUUUUCAUUUUCAAUACGAAGAAGUCAUUCCAGGGGCCGCACGAAAAAAGGCUCCUUCAUAAUUUGCUGGAUCAUUAUAACGUACUGGAAAGGCCCGUCGGAAACGAAUCGGAACCUUUACAAUUAAGCUUUGGAUUAACACUUAUGCAAAUAAUAGACGUUGAUGAAAAGAAUCAGUUGCUUAUAACGAACCUUUGGUUGAAAUUGGAAUGGAACGACGUCAAUUUAAGAUGGAAUUCAUCUGAAUAUGGUGGCGUUAAAGAUUUAAGAAUACCGCCUCAUAGAAUUUGGAAACCGGAUGUACUCAUGUACAACAGCGCCGACGAGGGUUUUGAUGGAACUUAUCCUACAAACGUUGUGGUCAGAAAUAAUGGAAGCUGCCUUUAUGUGCCCCCAGGAAUAUUUAAAAGCACGUGUAAAAUAGAUAUAACGUGGUUUCCCUUUGACGAUCAACGUUGCGAAAUGAAAUUCGGAAGUUGGACUUACGAUGGAUUUCAGCUGGAUUUACAAUUACAAGAUGAAGGAGGAGGAGAUAUAAGCAGUUUUAUAACAAACGGUGAAUGGGAUUUAAUAGGUGUUCCAGGAAAACGAAACGAAAUUUACUACAAUUGCUGCCCUGAACCUUACAUAGAUAUAACUUUUAUAAUAAUUAUACGUCGAAGAACGUUGUAUUAUUUUUUCAAUCUCAUUGUACCAUGUGUACUCAUUGCCUCAAUGGCAGUUUUGGGAUUUACGCUGCCUCCAGACUCAGGAGAAAAGCUAUCAUUAGGUGUGACAAUCCUUCUUUCACUGACUGUGUUUCUUAACAUGGUAGCCGAAACAAUGCCCGCUACGUCGGACGCGGUGCCUCUUUUAGGAACUUACUUUAAUUGCAUCAUGUUUAUGGUGGCCUCAUCAGUGGUAUCAACAAUUCUCAUACUAAAUUAUCAUCACAGGAAUGCUGACACGCACGAAAUGUCACCAUGGGUAAGUUUAAAAUAUUUUUCUUUAAAUAAAACUAAUCUAGUAAAUCACGUGCAAAAUAAAAACAAUGAAUGA